Lathyrus oleraceus (garden pea) is the source of this 1326-nucleotide messenger RNA. RefSeq names its product myb family transcription factor IPN2. The transcript is spliced from 6 exons. NCBI's taxonomy places the organism in Eukaryota, Viridiplantae, Streptophyta, Magnoliopsida, Fabales, Fabaceae. The record is from RefSeq and is a predicted model, not a curated record. Gene Ontology annotation, molecular function: DNA-binding transcription factor activity; DNA binding. Bases 125 to 1138 code for a protein of 337 amino acids.
AUCUCCUCUUAUAUAGAAACGCACCCUAUUCUUCUUUCUUUGCAUCACAUAUUUGUUCUUGAAUCUGUAUCUAUUUUCAGCUAAAUUUCUCAUAAACAAGAGAGAGAGAAAAAUAUAAUGAGAAAUGGAAAGAAUGUUCCAAUCAAAGAAUCCCUCGACUAUGAUGAAUUCUAUUGAUAGACCCAUGUGUGUUCAAGGUGAUUCUGGCCUUGUCCUCACCACUGAUCCAAAACCACGGCUUCGUUGGACUGUCGAACUCCAUGAACGCUUCAUCGAUGCUGUUGCUCAGCUUGGAGGACCGGAUAAAGCCACUCCUAAAACAAUCAUGAGGGUUAUGGGUGUGAAGGGUCUUACCCUUUACCACCUCAAGAGCCACCUUCAGAAAUUUAGGCUUGGAAAGCAACCCCACAAGGAAUUCAAUGAACAAUCGAUUAAGGAUGGUAUGAGAGUUUCAGCUUUUGAACUGCAACGAAAUACUGGCACCUCGUCUUCUAUGACUGGCCGCAACAUGAAUGAGAUGCAAAUGGAGGUGCACAGAAGAUUGCAUGAACAAUUAGAGGUUCAAAAGCACCUUCAAUUGAGGAUUGAGGCCCAAGGAAAAUACAUGCAAAGUAUAUUAGAGAAAGCUUAUCACACACUUGCAGGAGAAAACAUGGCAGCUGCAGCUACAAAUUUCAAGGGUAUAAAUGGAACUCAAAGCAUCCCUGACAUGAAAGAUUUUGUUUCUCCUCUUAAUAACUUUCCUCAUUUCCAAGACCUUAACAUUUGUGGUAGUGAUGAGGUACAGCUCGAGAGACCAAUCCUUGAAGGAUUUAUGCCAACUAAUAAUAAUGAAAACAUGGUUGUUGGGAAGACAAGGACUAACCCUUUUGAUGAAAAUGGAAAGAGUCCCUUAAUUUGGAACAAUAAUGAUCUCAGGCUUCAUGAUUUUGGAACAACUUCAUCGUGCAUUAGUCCUCAAGAUGUUCCUAGUUUCAAAACUGACUCAUUGGAUGAAAGUGAUGAAAGUGAUCCUACUGGUGAAGCUUAUGACACAAAGGUGAGUGAGAAGAAGUUUGGUGCAUCUAUGAAGCUUGGAAUAACAACACCUAUGAUCAAUGAUGUGGGAACUGGUAGAAGCUUAUUACCAUUUGGUUGAGAAUAUUUCUUAUAAUUAUCUUUUAUAUAUUACUUACUUUAUUAGAAAACAAACGGUAGCUAUUUUUGAGUUUGGUUUUAGAAGUCAGUAUACUAGGGUUAUUUUUCACUUUUGUUUAUGGUAUAUAUGGAUUUCAUUGCAUGACAUAUACCAAAAAUCUUAUUGACUCUAAUCUAUCUUUUUUUUAA